UCAGGUGCCAGGCAGGAGGCCCUGCAGUGCGCCCAGCAUGAGCGCCUUCGACCUCCAGGCGCCCCCCCCGCCACGCUGCAGCCCCCAGUUCCCCAGCAUCGGCCAGGAGCCCCCUGAGCUCAACCUUUACUAUGAGAACUUCUUCCACCCGCAGGGCGUGCCCAGCCCUCAGCGCCCCACCUCUUUCGAGGGGGGCGGCGAAUACGGGGCCACCCCCAACCCCUACCUCUGGCUGAAUGGGCCCACCGUGACCCCACCGCCCUACCUGUCUGGCACGAGUGCCAGUCCCUUCCUGCCCCAGGCCUACGGCGUGCAGCGGCAGCUACUGCCCGGGCUGGGGGGCAGCGACCUGGGCUGGCUGCCCAUCCCCUCCCAGGAGGAGCUGAUGAAGCUGGUGCGGCCCCCCUACUCCUACUCAGCUCUCAUCGCCAUGGCCAUCCACGGAGCCCCCGACAAGCGCCUGACCCUCAGCCAGAUCGGCCACCAGAUCUACCAGUACGUGGCCGACAACUUCCCCUUCUACAACAGGAGCAAGGCAGGCUGGCAGAACUCCAUCCGCCACAACCUGUCACUCAACGACUGCUUCAAGAAGGUGCCCCGCGACGAGGAUGACCCAGGCAAAGGGAAUUACUGGACCCUGGACCCCAACUGUGAGAAGAUGUUUGACAACGGAAAUUUCCGCAGGAAGAGGAAGAGAAAAUCGGAUGUUUCCCCCAGCACAGGCUCCUUGGUCUCGGAGAAAGCCGAGAGCAGUCUCCUGACGGGCAGCCCCAAGACGACGGAGCCUCAGGACAUGCUGGACGGCGCCUCAGCAGGUGCCACCAGCUCCCCAGAGAAGCCAUCCUCCCCUGUCCCCUCGGGCGCCCCUUGCCUUAACAGCUUCCUCUCCUCCAUGACGACCUAUGUGAGUGGGUCGAGUCCCACGAGCCGCCCCAUGGCCACCCCAGGACUGAGCCCUGAGCCCACCGACAAGAUGGGGCAGAACUCGCUCAGCUUCAGCUCCUACACCCCGCUCACCAACCUCAGCAGCCAUAGCGGCGGGGGCGAGUGGGCCAACCCCGUGCCCGCGGGCGCUCUGGGCUACGGAGGCUCUGUUCUCAACCAGUUCAGCCCUCACUUCUACAACAGCAUCAGCUCCAACAGCGUCCUCUACCCCAGGGAGGGCACCGAGGUCUAGGGACAGAGCAGCUCGAUCCCGAAGGACAUGCCCCAGACGAAAGCAGUCAAGGUCCUCCACGCCGAUCCCAGGCCGCAGCCGCCCAGACGUGACACAGGAGGCUCAGAGUGUGCGGUCUCUCUGGAACACGGUUCCGACCUUCCGUUGACCUCACAUACAUUUGCAGACUCACCAACUUUGGGGUGGAAAUACCGGUGCCUGGGUCACAGUGGCCCUCAGCUGAGCACUUCGGUGCCAGGUGCCGUCCCAGCUCUGUGAAGGCGUAGUCACUCUCCAUGCCAUCGUCCCGUGAUGUUCGCAGGUGGCUCUCCACUUAGUAAUGAGGAAACAGGCUUGAGAAAGCCAGGCGACCUUGUCAGGUCAUACGAGCUAGUAGAGCUGGGGGCCAAAUCCAGGUCUGGUGACCCCAAAGAUGGGUCCAGGGAAGCUGGGCUGCAAGAGUGGGUUGAGCAGCGACAGAAGGUCAGGUUGGAAAGCUGAAGAGGCCAAACAUACCAGAAUCUCCUGCUACCCUGGCUGUCCAUCAGAAUUCGGCGCCUGGUCCUGGCCCGAGUCCUCAUUCUGCCUCAGCUUACCUGCAGAUGCCCGUUUUGCUGCCACCCAAGGAGGGAAGCCCAGUCCCAUGCCUACCUCCCUCACUCCUAGGAGACCCUGAAUAGAGCCAGGGGUCAGGGAGAGGAGCAGCAUGUACCCCAAAACCCCCACCCCAGCACGGCCCAGCCGUAAAGUCCAGUUUCCCAAGUGCGCACGUCGGGGGCCAGUGAGGGUCCAGGUGAGACAAAGCUGCAUGAGUGCCUUCUUUCUUAUGGCCUGGGACAGUGGGUGUCUGAGAACAAUGGCCUCCAGGGGGCCCUGGGCCCACCCUCACAGGGGGUCUCCGCCCCAGCACCUGGGCUUCCUCAUUCUUAUUUUUUGUGAACAUCAUAGGCCUCUGAUGCUUCAUCACAGCACAGCCUGGGAGGUGCUAUUUGUUUUCUUAUUUUCUUUUUCAUUAAAACAAAACAA
Molecule: messenger RNA, 2182 nt
Organism: Tupaia belangeri chinensis (Chinese tree shrew)
Lineage: Eukaryota; Metazoa; Chordata; Mammalia; Scandentia; Tupaiidae
Gene: FOXI1
Product: forkhead box I1
Exons: 4
Coding region: 38-1177 (379 amino acids)
Biological process (GO): cell differentiation; anatomical structure morphogenesis; regulation of transcription by RNA polymerase II
Molecular function (GO): RNA polymerase II cis-regulatory region sequence-specific DNA binding; DNA-binding transcription factor activity, RNA polymerase II-specific
Source: RefSeq, a predicted model, not a curated record